This is a messenger RNA of Leishmania mexicana MHOM/GT/2001/U1103, 1608 nucleotides long. Its product is annotated as putative ATPase domain protein. Gene Ontology annotation, molecular function: ATP binding; ATP hydrolysis activity. The transcript has a single exon. NCBI's taxonomy places the organism in Eukaryota, Euglenozoa, Kinetoplastea, Trypanosomatida, Trypanosomatidae. Bases 1 to 1608 code for a protein of 535 amino acids. The record is from RefSeq and is a predicted model, not a curated record.
AUGUCCGUCGAUGGACACCUUAUCGCUGAUGUGCAGCGACUCCGGCAGCUCGGGGGGCAGUCGCUCUUCCACCUCGUUGUCGGUGGUAAAGGUACGGGCAAAAGUACGGCACUUCAGAGCUUCGUAAGUGGACUGCAGGUGACGACCAAGGCGCGGCACGCGGCCGGAGUGCAUGACUGUGUUCUUACCGCACCGGCAGCUGCUUCGCCCGACGAUGACUUCACUCUGUGGACGCUGACCUACGACUCUGUGGCGCGCGGCAGCUCGACGUUAGGCGCGCUCUCUACCCGUACAGCACUGCUUCGGCCCUUCUCGAUCGUCGUCGCUGAUGACAUUGACCUCCUCUGGCUCCUAUGCAGCAUGAACGGCCUUCUGCCACCCCUCCAGCGUCUCCUCCAGGCAGCGUUGACGAGCUCGUCGUGUGCGAUUGUUGCUAGUGCUCCCAGUCAGGACACGGUGCCGGCAUGGCUACUAGAACAAAAGGUACCUGCUCUCUACCCGCUCCGCGAGCUUACCGAGGCGGGAGCGAGGCGGCUGUUGCGCAGCGUUCCUCAGCCACUCUUCAAAUCACGUGGCGAGCUGCUCAUUAGCGUGCAGACCCCCUUCACCUCACGCCAAAUGUUUCUCUUCAACACAUGCAUGACACUGGAGGCCGCCUCGCACGGCGCCACGGGAGAAAAGCUGCGCUCACUGGUUCAGGAGGACUGCGGGUUCCUCCACCACCGGCGUUCCUCCACUGGCGCGCAGCGCGUACCUCCCCGUCUUUACGGCUUAGGCGAGGUUCGCCAUCGCAUCAGGACUCUUGUCUCUGUCUUCGCCACUCACAGUAGCCCAGGCGGUGGCGGUCGGCUGAUGGCAUCCCUCCCCUCCUCCACCGGGUUGCUUCUUCACGGCCCAUCGGGGUGCGGAAAGUCCAGCCUCGCCCGCCAGAUAGCCGCCGACUUUCCUUCUAUCCCAUUUUUCUUUGUGGAAUGCACGAUGCUAUUCUCCAAGUACCUUGGAGAGAGUGAGGCGCAGUUGCGGGAGGUGUACCGUCGAGCACGGACACGCCCUCCGGCGGUGGUGGUACUGGAGGACCUGGAUGUCAUUGCACAGUCUCGCGGCGCGAUGCAGCAUGGAGACGGGGACCAGAGCAGCGGCAACGGCAAAAACCAGCCCGACGUCACAAGGCGCAUGCUGGCGGGUCUCCUCUGCGAGCUGGACGGCGUCACAGACAACAGUGGCGUACUCACCAUUGGAAUCACGAAUGCACCGCAGGUGCUAGACGCUGCCGUCCUCCGCCAGGGCCGACUUGAAACGCUUGUGUACAUUCCGCCCCUCACGCAGGACGGAGCAGAGGAGUGGUGCACGCAUUUUUUUGAGCGAUUCAACGGCGCAGAGGGAGAGAGGCGCGAGUGCGUCGUGACGGUGGCCAGCCACGCAGUCGGUUGCGCUGCUGCGUCGCUUCAGUACGUCCUGCGAAAAGUGUUCGAAGCAAGCGUGCUGCGUCACGGUUGGGACGCAGCCACAGCCGGAUCGCUGCCCUUGCCGACCCUUUCGGAGAUUCAGGGACACCUCUUCGAGAGCUGCUCCGUGCUGAGGCGUGUGAACCACCCCCACUUCGAGUAA